AUGUUGGCGGGAACUGGAACACGCCGAUCCAACAGAGGAGGACCCUCAGAGGAGGACCCUCAGAGGAGGACCAUCAGAGGAGGCCCCUCAGAGGAGGACCAUCAGAGGAGGACCAUCAGAGGAGGACCAUCAGAGGAGGACCAUCAGAGGAGGACCAUCAGAGGAGGCCCAUCAGAGGAGGACCAUCAGAGGAGGACCCUCAGAGGAGGACCAUCAGAGGAGGACCCUCAGAGGAGGCCCAUCAGAGGAGGCCCAUCAGAGGAGGACCAUCAGAGGAGGACCCUCAGAGGAGGACCCUCAGAGGAGGACCAUCAGAGGAGGACCCUCAGAGGAGGCCCCUCAGAGGAGGACCAUCAGAGGAGGACCCUCAGAGGAGGCCCAUCAGAGGAGGCCCAUCAGAGGAGGCCCAUCAGAGGAGGACCAUCAGAGGCGGCCCCUCAGAGGAGGACCCUCAGAGGAGGACCCUCAGAGGAGGACCCUCAGAGGAGGACCAUCAGAGGAGGACCAUCAGAGGAGGACCAUCAGAGGAGGACCCUCAGAGGAGUACCCUCAGAGGAGGACCAUCAGAGGAGGCCCAUCAGAGGAGGCCCAUCAGAGGAGGACCCUCAGAGGAGGACCAUCAGAGGAGGACCCUCAGAGGAGGACCCUCAGAGGAGGACCAUCAGAGGAGGACCCUCAGAGGAGGCCCAUCAGAGGAGGACCAUCAGAGGAGGACCCUCAGAGGAGGCCCCUCAGAGGAGGACCAUCAGAGGAGGACCAUCAGAGGAGGACCAUCAGAGGAGGACCCUCAGAGGAGGACCCUCCUUCUCAGACAGAUUGAGGAUGCAUCCCAACAGGCCCCUGACCUCUGAGGAGCAGGACAGAUUGAGGAUGCAUCCCAACAGGCCCCUGACCUCUGACCUCUGUGGAGCAGGACAGAUUGAGGAUGCAUCCCAACAGGCCCCUGACCUCUGA
Molecule: messenger RNA, 954 nt
Organism: Oncorhynchus nerka (sockeye salmon)
Lineage: Eukaryota; Metazoa; Chordata; Actinopteri; Salmoniformes; Salmonidae
Product: proline-rich protein HaeIII subfamily 1-like
Exons: 2
Coding region: 1-954 (317 amino acids)
Source: RefSeq, a predicted model, not a curated record